Molecule: messenger RNA, 2462 nt
Organism: Rotaria sp. Silwood2
Lineage: Eukaryota; Metazoa; Rotifera; Eurotatoria; Philodinida; Philodinidae
Source: the annotation of a GenBank genome assembly
AUGCCAUAUCUCGCUACAUUUAUCUUUAAUAUUUUCACGUACAAUGUACACUUCUCUGAGGAUUAUCGACCGUCCGCUGAUGAUAUUCGACGCACAUUUAUUCAAGGAACAUCUUUUGAUUGUUACGUCGAUUACAAUUCGAGGGGAAAAGGUCGAUGUCAUGCCUAUUCGCUUCCAUUGCCUAUAACCGAUCUUCAUGGUAUUACGAAUAAUUUUCCUCGUGGUCAAUUCAUACAUGUUCGCAUUUUGACUGUGAUCGAUACAAUGUGUCCAUUCGAACAUGAAUUCUUUGAACGGAUCACUCGCUCAUUUCCAUUACUCAACAGUUUCACUGUGUUCAAUCAACUAGAACAAAAACGAUCGUGGCAGUGUUUGGAUCAUGAACAAGUAUCUUCGGUCGUAGAAUAUUCUCAUCUUACCGAACUUGAUCUUCACUAUGCUCACAUUGACUGCGUCAAACAAUUUCUAAUUAAUACAAAAAUAUAUUUGCUUCAUCGUGAUGUCAUUCGCGUCAAAUAUAAACACUUAACAAUUGUGACGGAAAACUGUACCAAUAAUGCUACGCGACUCAAUUGUGCCAAGGUGAAACGUGUUAUUACCGAAGAAGUAAUGGUACAUUCGAAAAACUUAUCUCUAUUUUCCUUCCUUGGAAAUAAAGAUUUUCUUUCAAAAUUGAAUGAUUAUGUUCUAUUAAUAUGUACCCAUAUCAGUGGAAAACGAAUAAUGUUUAUUUAUUUUGAUGAUGUUCUUUAGAAAAAUGUUUGUUGACAUGUGUUGUUAUCUUCUCAUUUAUUCGAGUUUCUCUUUAGUUCAUUGAAAAAUUUAUUUGUAUACAGAUUAGAGAAUAUUUUUAUUUGAAUGAUUCAGUAUAUUACUCGAAGUAUUAUUUGAAUUAUUGAAGUUGAGUAAUUGAUAAAUAUAUGAGCAUACCAAACAAUAAAAGAUCGAGAGAAAAGAAAAUUGGAAGAAAAAAAUUGAUGAUAAAUAAAAAUACGAUGAUAAGCAGUUAAAAAAAAUACGAUGAAAAUAUGUUCGUGUAAUAAUAUAUAUUCGACCGGUACUAAGACUUUUUUUUGUUCACUUGAUUUUUGUUUUGAUCUCUAAAAAAAAAGAUUUCACAUUAGAAUAUUACUUAACAAAUCGGAGGAAAAAAUUGACCGUUUCAAUUGGCUUCUGUUCUGAUUUCUAAAAAAAAGAAGAUUUCAAAUUAGAAUAUCACUUAACAAAUUCGAGAGAAAAAAAACCUGACCGUUUCAAUUUCACUACUUUUCUUUCCUUGGUGUUGUUGGACCGAGUCUAUAAUAGAAUUGGAAAAUAUAUUAUAUCUACGUUUGUAUAGCAGGGAUCGAAAGGAAUAAUAAAAUCUUGAUUCGAUUCUUCAGAGUUUAUAUCCAAUUCGAUUGAAUUCGAUCCGCUUGAAAAAAAAUCAUCAUCGGAUUCGGAUUUGAUUCGGUCUAACUAAAAACACAUUCUUCAUUCGAUUUGAUCCACCUCAGAUGAAUUGAAUCAAGCUCUUCGACAAUUUGAUCGGUUUCAAUCGCUAAUGUCGACUUACUUGUAUAUUUUUGGUUCAAACAAUCCAAAUAAUCCGAGCGCAUAUCUCGAGUAAAAUCAUCUUUAUUGGACAAUUUUCCGUGGUAAUGUUCCUUCUGAUUAAAAUAAUUCACAUCAUUUUGUUGUUUUUGUAUCUUUUGUAAACAAAAAAUUGACAAGUGAACAUCAUAGAAAAAGUAUAUAUCAUACUUCACUUCUGAUUUCUUCUGGUUGUUUUUUUUUUGUGCCAAUUUUUUAUUUACUUCGGCAGCUUCUUGAUGAGCAUCAUUUGAGGUCAUUUUUGUUUGAUUUUAAUGUUUAAUUUUAAUGUAACUGAACGAUCUGAAAUAAUGAAAAAUUCUUGCCAAAUUCGACUGUAUUUGAAAAUUCCGCUCUCAACACAAUCGAAGGAUCGAUUCGACAGAACCACUGAUAACAAACAAAUGUAUGGGAGUAUAUCUGAGAUAAUAUACUUUCUCUCUUUCUCUCUUUUAGAACAAAUGAAAUGCGUGAGAACGUCAAAUGCAAGACUAUCUUCCAUUCACAUAAACAUAAUCGCAGUCGAAUAUUAUCAGAAAAUAUGCAAUACGUAUCACAAAAUGCACAGAUAAACAUUAUUUAUUACAAGCUCGCACGUACGAGUUAAAGUAUGCGAAGGAGAAAUAUGUUGGUAGAUAUACUUCUGCUUGCAUGUAUAUUCUUCCAAAUAAAACAGUCCGAAGAGAUUUUUGUCAAAGUAACCAUCUAAUCCUCUUUUUUCUUGUACAGCUAUUGAGAUCAAUUGAAUAUAAUUGAUUGAUGUUUACUCAAGACAAAGUGGAGAUUUUCAUUCAUGGAUUUUGUUACAGUCAUAUGUUUAUUCCUGACUCAUCGGCAUCUGUUUAUUCAUUCUUUGACGCUUCUCCCUUCUAUAUAUGCUCUCUCUCUGG